Messenger RNA from Mercenaria mercenaria, 1669 nucleotides. RefSeq lists its product as uncharacterized. The record is from RefSeq and is a predicted model, not a curated record. The transcript has 6 exons. NCBI's taxonomy places the organism in Eukaryota, Metazoa, Mollusca, Bivalvia, Venerida, Veneridae. Bases 271 to 843 code for a protein of 190 amino acids.
GUCGUGAAAACAGAAAGAGGAAGUAUUUUACAGAAGUGAUUUAUAUUUCAAGUUACAGUCUGUUGUAAAUAUUUUGAUAUCUGCAGUGGAAUAAUUUGUACUAUAGAUCGGAACUUUUAGAUGCUUUUAAAAUGUUAAAUAAUUGGAUAGUCAGUUAGUCAAAAUGUUGAAAAAAGGAUUGAAUUCAAAAUGGAGGAUAAUAACAGCUAGGGUUUAUCAAACUGUGACACAGAUUUGUUCUUAGUUGCUCAACAUAUUUAUUUUUAAAAAAUGGAGGACGAGGACAGGAAUAACACUCAUAGUGAGAAUGCAGUUAACAAUUUAGUAACGGAAAACAGCGGUACAGACACAGAUGCAGUUACUCAAACAAACAAUCAAGUUGCACAGAUUUCAGAUGAUCCUCCCCCAUAUGAUGAAAUUUACAAUCUUCACUGGCGAAAGGGUGCGUUGGAAAGUAACCUAAAGAUAAUCCUUCCUGGCGGAAAAUCGACCACACACGAUAAAGUAAGCUAUGUACUCCCGAACAAGGAGAAUUCAGUUCCUGGAAAUGUGAUACAGUCGGAUGAAAGUACCGAAGAUAUAUUCGAGUCAAGAUUUCAAGCAUUGGAGCAAACGGUAACAGAGACAAGACAAGUAGCGGGUGAAACACACAGCCUACAGCAAUCAAUAUGUGAACGGAUGGCAUCUAUUGAACAACAUAUACGGGAAAGACAGGUAUUCCUUGAGCUUUACAAUAUUAAGAAAAUAGCACGGAAAUGCACGGUUAUUUUUCAACAUUUCCAUCUGUUGAUCUCAAAAUUCAUUUUGAUUGCUUGCUGUUUUAGCCAGAGAAAAAAAGGAUAAUUCUGAUAAUUCUAACACAAUCCGCAGCAAUUUCUAUAAUUUCAAAGAGCAAACCGCAUAUACAUACAUCGAAAAAAAUAGCUGUUCCGUUUCACCCUACGAUUGUAAUAUAAGAGAUUCUACUCUUCUUCCAUUUAUAUGCCGUUUAUUUACUCAUUUUUUUCCAGUGCUAAAUGGUAGUAAUAAACAAUACAUAUUUUUUUGUGAGAAAAACAAUAUCUAUUUAUUAUUUAGAAGUAAUUUUCUCCUUGAGAAAAUUUUGCCAGUCCAUCAUAGGCGUACCACUAAGUUGCCUGUUAAACAUCAGUGUCAUAUUUCAUAAUGUCUCCGGUGCAAUUAAGGACGCUCGCUACAGUUUCGUAAUUUUUUUCUCAAUAAUAGAUUUUGAUGAAAUAUUUUGUAUUAAAAGAUCAUGUUAAGAUAUAUUAAAAAAAUGAAAUAAAAAUACUAGGUCACCAGCUUUAUUUCAAUUUAAUUUGCCCCUAGAUAUGGUGCUAUUUUAAACAUUUUUCAAAAUUUCUGUAAUCCUAAAAUAUCUUUCAGUAAAGUACAAUAAUCAGCAUAAAUAUGAUUAUCUAAGCAUUUUUAUAACGGAAAACAAUAUAUCUAUUUGAAACAUGCUCAGAGAAAUCAAAAGAACAUGAUUUUGUAAAGAAAGGAAUACUUGUUCAGCAGACACAAGGGCUAUUUUUGCAUAUUUUUGUCAGUUUUAAGUUGGUACUUCUGCUAUUUUAUCGAGUUUCACAUAAUAGAAUUUAAUCAAACUCUGUACAUACCUUUGGUUAUGUCUACCUUAUCUAAAACAAAAAGAAAAUUGAUAGGUCAC